GCUUGGACGAACAUUCUCAUAAAGACCUCGAGAGCGGCCAGGAAACAAUUUCAUAUGCGGAGAAGCUGUGCACCGCGAACACAAUUGAUCAGGGCAUGAUCAUCGGCUGGUAUACGCCUGAUGAUCCAGAAAACCCCUUAAAUUGGUCUUUGGGGCGCAAAGCAUGGGUGACAUUGCUUAUCUCGCAAGUGCAAUACAUUGUUGACAUCGACCAUCUACUGACCGAUACCAGGGCUUACUCAUUCAUCGUCUAUUGUGGAUCGUCUAUUGUUAUCCCCAGUUACGAGUUCAUGAUGCUUCGAUAUGGCAUUUCUAGGGAGGUCGUUCAGCUAACCUUGGCUAUCUACGUCGUUGGAUACGGUGUCGGCCCUUUGGUUUUCUCGCCAUUGAGUGAAAUUGCUCGCAUCGGUCGCAACCCUCCUUACGUAUUAUCCUUUAUACUGUUUGUAAUUGUGUCGAUUAUCCUCGCAGUCAUAGAUAACUUUCCAGCCAUCGUCGUACUGCGUUUUCUUCAGGGCUUCUUUGGCAGUCCAUGUCUGGCCAGCGGGGGCGCCACUAUACAGGAUAUGCUUUCGUUGAUCAAUGCCCCCUAUGGAUUCAUAUUUUGGGUCACUGGAUUUUAUUGUGGCCCGGCCUUGGGACCGUUACUGGCAGCCUUUGCGGUGACCUCCAACUGGCGCUGGCCUCUAUGGGAGAUUGUUCUAAUGAGCGCACCAUUCCUCAUCAUUCUCGUCUGCCUACUGCCCGAGACGUCGCAUGAGACAAUUUUACUUCGUCGAGCCCAACGCCUUCAUCGCUUCCAUCCAGCAGUUUUGGCCCCAGAUGAGACUAGACAGCUUGGCUUCCAGGCCAUAUUGAUCGACGCAUUGAUCAAGCCAAUUGAAAUGACAGUUAUGGACCCAGCUCUCGCAUAUAUGUCCGUUUACGUGUCGUUUGUGUAUGCUGUCUAUUACUCAUUCUUCGAGGCCUUCCCAAUUGCCUACGGCAGUGUAUAUCAAAUGCCCCAAACCUCUUUGAGCUUGAUAUUCCUCGCCAUCAUUGUUGGGUGUGCAUUAGCCGCAGGACUGUAUGGGGUGUAUCUAAAGUAUAGCUUUAUUCCUCGGUGUCGCAACGACAAUCCCAGUCAAGAAGACCGUCUGAUUCCAACACUCCCCGCAGUCUUUCUCCUCCCCGCUGGUCUUUUCAUGUUUGCCUGGACAGUCCGACACUCAGUCCACUGGAUCGUGCCUACCAUCGGCAUAGUCAUAUAUUCGGGAUCAUCCUUUGUUGUUUAUCAGGCGAUUAUCGUCUACAUAUCGUUAUCGUACCCGCGUUAUGUGGCCUCGCUCUUUGCGGCGGCCGACGUUACGCGAUCCAUAACGGCCGCCGGGUUCGUCAUGUUCGCGCGGUAUAUGUUUCUUGACCUGGGAAUUGGCAAAGGGGUUACCGUGCUGGCGGGUCUCUCGGUUGGAGGUAUCUUUGGGAUGAUUUUUAUCUAUGUGUAUGGCGCGAAGCUGCGAGCGCGGAGCAAGUUUGCUGUGGGGGAUUGACUAUGCAAGGCUGGUCUGAGGCCUCCGCCCGCGCCAUCUUCUGAUUCAUAUACAUUCGCCUGUUACACACAAACGCAUUGACGCUGGUUACCGAGCUGUCUGUCGGUUCCGUACACCGUCAGGUGUAGAAGAAACCCCGUAUUUUGCUAUUCGUGUCCAGCCCUAAUAAAAACACACCAAAAGAUAGGAUGGUUAUUUCGUACAGACAACCAAUAGAAUGUGGCAGCGUACAAACAACAAUGACCGUCUAUCAACUUCCCUUUCGGGGUUGCCAGCUGGUAUCAAGACUGCAGUGACAUAUCAUACAAGUCGUAAAGGCAUGCCACAAUGAGCGUAACAACGUUUACUUACUGUAUUAGCCCACUUUACCGUCG
Messenger RNA from Aspergillus pseudonomiae, 1903 nucleotides. RefSeq names its product major facilitator superfamily domain-containing protein. Gene Ontology annotation, biological process: xenobiotic detoxification by transmembrane export across the plasma membrane. The transcript is spliced from 2 exons. Gene Ontology annotation, molecular function: fluconazole transmembrane transporter activity. The record is from RefSeq and is a predicted model, not a curated record. Lineage: Eukaryota; Fungi; Ascomycota; Eurotiomycetes; Eurotiales; Aspergillaceae. Bases 96 to 1529 code for a protein of 477 amino acids.